AACCUUGGCGGAGUGAUACCUCCUCGCCUGCGUCACUGCCUCCUCUCCGUGUUUUUAGGAAACGUGGCCUUACAGCAGCAGGACCUCGUCCAUGAAUGAGAACCACACAGCCGGGUCCAGAUCCUCCUCCUCCUCCUCCUCUGCCCGUCUGCCAGUCCCCCGCCGCCGCCGCCGCCGCUCAAGCCCUGCCCGCGGUCCCGCAUAGACAACCCCGUCCCUGAAGAGAACCAUGUCCGAGGCAGACCCCGUCCCGGCCGCGGAGGCCCUGAACGUCACCGAGUCCAACGGGACCCAGGUGCUCAACGCCACGGCUAAAUUCGUGGCGACUCCCGAGGGCACGGCGCUGGCGUACGGCAGCCUGGUGCUCAUGGCGCUGCUGCCCAUUUUCUUCGGAGCCCUGCGGUCCGUCACCUGCUCCAAAUCCAAGGAGCUCGGAGAAAAUGAUUACGAUUCUGGUUUCAGAAAUGCAUCAGAUAUGCCAGAAACGAUCACCAGUCGAGACGCGGCGAGGUUUCCCAUCAUCGCCAGCUGCACUCUGUUCGGGCUCUACCUCUUCUUCAAGGUGUUCUCUCAAGAGUACAUCAACCUGCUGCUGUCGGUCUACUUCUUCGGCCUCGGCGUCCUGGCUCUGUCCCACACCAUGAGUCCUCUGUGUCUCUGAAUUUUUGAUUUUGUACAAUAACAACAU
Messenger RNA from Etheostoma cragini (Arkansas darter), 688 nucleotides. RefSeq names its product minor histocompatibility antigen H13-like. Gene Ontology annotation, molecular function: aspartic endopeptidase activity, intramembrane cleaving. The record is from RefSeq and is a predicted model, not a curated record. The transcript has 5 exons. Gene Ontology annotation, cellular component: lumenal side of endoplasmic reticulum membrane; cytoplasmic side of endoplasmic reticulum membrane; membrane. NCBI's taxonomy places the organism in Eukaryota, Metazoa, Chordata, Actinopteri, Perciformes, Percidae. Bases 230 to 661 code for a protein of 143 amino acids. Gene Ontology annotation, biological process: membrane protein proteolysis.